AUGAAUUACACCACGAAGGUGGUCCAGGUGACGAACGUCUCUCCGAGCACAACAUCGGAGCAGAUGAGAACACUGUUCGGGUUUCUUGGAACCAUCGAGGAGCUGAAGUUGUUUCCACCAGAUGAUUCUCCGAUGCCAGUGACAUCACGGGUGUGCUUUGUGAAGUUCCAGGAGCCAGAGUCUGUUGGAGUGUCUCAACAUCUGACUAAUACCGUGUUUGUGGACAGAGCGUUGAUAGUGGUACCCUUUGCUGAAGGAUCUAUUCCAGAUGAGGCUAAAGCUUUGUCACUGUUGGCGCCAGCAAAUGCUGUUGCAGGAAUUCUGCCAGGAGGAGGACUUCUUCCAACGCCCAAUCCCAUGCCCAAUCCACCUAUGGGAGGGAACCCUUUCGGUGCUCCGAACAUGGACGCAAUGGCGGCAUUUGGAUUCCCAGGACCCAAUAUGAAUCCCCAGGCUGCUGAUCAGCUGUUAAAGUUCAUGACAGAUCCUAAACUGAAUCCGUUGGCCGCAGGCUUAAACCUGAGUGCAAGCCUGAAGGCAGAUGCAUCGAAUAAAGAAAUCGAAGAGGCCAUGAAGAGAGUCAGAGAGGCCCAGUCGCUUAUUUCUGCGGCCAUUGAACCUGGAAAUAAGGAGAGCAAAAAGAAGCGCACUCGAUCCCGGACAAGGUCCAGGUCAAGAAGGAGGAGGUCAAGAUCACGUUCAAGACACAGGCGAUCCAGGAGCAGAUCCCGACGACGGUCAAACUCCAGAAACAGGAGGCGCUCCAAAAGCCCACGCAGAAAACGCACCCACUCGAGAGACCGAGGCAGGCGAUCUCCCAGCAGAUCCAGAGACAGAAAGAAGGAUGAUUCAGGGAGGAGAAGAUCCAAAACACCACCGAAAAGCUACAGCACAGCCAGAAGGUCACGCAGUGUGAGCAGGAGACGCAGGAGAAGUCGAAGCGGCAGCCGAUCCCCUAAAGUGUCUCCUAAAAGGAGAAUCUCCAGGUCUCCGUCUCCUAGAAGACACAAGAAGGAAAAGAAAAGGGAUAAGGAGAGGGAGCGCAACAGUGAUAAAGAUCGAAGUCGUGAGGAACCUGAACGCUCUUCUAGCAAGAAAAAGAAAAGCAAAGACAAAGAAAGGGAGCGGGAGAGGAAAUCAGAUGGAGAGAAGGGAGACGUCAAGGUUGGUAAAAUCACCAGGGAUUAUGAUGAAGAAGAACAAGGCUACGACAGUGAGAAGGAGCGUGAGGACAGGAAGGAUUCUGACGACUCUGCUCUGUCUCCUCAGUCAGUAGAAGGUAACGGUACAGCGCGGCUUGUGAAGGCUAAAGUUAAUGGCGCUGACGAUCGCCAUGAAGAGGACAUGGACGUUAGUGAUUAAGCGGUCCGUCCUGGUUUGUCCAACAUUAUCCCUUUUUGUUUUGUUGUGAACGUGUUACGACUUUUUUUUUGCCCACUGGGGUAAAUCUACAAUGUGAAUUGAGCGUGAAAUGUAUUGAUUUUUCGUACAGAAGAGUCGUCUACUUUUUUUUUUGCAAAUGCAGAAUUGUUAGUUUGCCCAAAGACACUGUCACGUUGCUUUAAAAUACCCAAAUGCUUUUUUCCUCUACUAACGUAAUCGGUUAAAACUGGAAGUAGGCUUUGUUUUUCUUGAGCUUGUGUUGUCAGGUGUUGUCACUUUCUCGCUUAUUGAAUCUUUACAUUAUUGUUUAUUGUUGUGGUGUGUUGCUCAGGCCUCUUUACGACAUUUUCGACACAUUUUUGCUUCUUGUCUUCUGAAAGUGUUGUUUUAUCAAUGAUUUCUUUUAUAAUAAAGCCUAGUUGAAGGACAAAGUC
Messenger RNA from Acanthopagrus latus (yellowfin seabream), 1817 nucleotides. RefSeq names its product serine/arginine-rich splicing factor 11-like. The transcript is spliced from 12 exons. NCBI's taxonomy places the organism in Eukaryota, Metazoa, Chordata, Actinopteri, Spariformes, Sparidae. Gene Ontology annotation, cellular component: nucleoplasm. Gene Ontology annotation, molecular function: RNA binding. Bases 1 to 1362 code for a protein of 453 amino acids. The record is from RefSeq and is a predicted model, not a curated record.